AUGCCUGCCAGAGAGCCUUUGGGGGAAGGAACGGAGCUGCCUUUAAGGGGCUCGGCCGUAGAGGGCACGCCUGUGGAAGAUCCCUCGCAGCGGCUGGGCCGCAAAAGGGCAAGCCUCGCAGAGCUCAGCCAGCAUCUGCAGACUCAUUCCGAGCCUGCCGCAUUGACAAGGACUGCAGCGGCUGUGUUGGCAUGCUAUACUUUGGCACGAGUUGCCGCAAACCUCGUGGCCGUUGUUUGGAGCAGUUUUCACCAGAUGGUUGAUGCAGUGCUGCGGCCUGUCAUUACUGGAUUUGGUGUGUUCCUCUUCCUCCGGAACAGGAACAGGUUCUCCGACAAAAGGUUGCUGCACAUCUGGUGUCGGCGUGCGAUCUUUGCACUGGCCCUGGUAGUGGCUGACGAAAGCUUCCCUGCAUUGGUGGCGUGCUUCGUUAGUUGGCAGGUUGAAUUGACUUCUGUGUUAGUUGGGACAGUUUGGGAGAUCGCUUGCAACUUCAUGCAAGUUCACAUGACCAAUCUGAAGCUCAUUGCUUUGGGCAGAUGUUUCACACCCAUACUUUGUGUUGCCCUGUGGAGCCUGGGUUGCGUCUUCAUGUUUCCGUUUUUUUACUUGUUAUUUGAAAUCGCCGACAAUUCUUUCCCGCUUUUCGCCCUUUUGGCGAUCAUGUUUGGCCUUUUGAGCUGUUGCUUCUUCCUGGUGGCUGUAGUGGUUCAGGGCUUCAGCCUGCGCGUGGAUGCGUGUGCAGCUUUGCUUGCACCUGGUGGUGAGCAGGCCACCAGGUCUGCCGCUGUGAUGCUCUUUGUAAAUGCAACUCUGGUGGUUCUGGGACCUGCUCUCAGUAUUUGGGCUUGGUCCGGAUACUUUUUAUACAUAUUUGAUGAUAGAAGUCCUUCAGCACCGACAUGGUUGACCUUAGACAUCUUCCUUCAAAUGUGCAACACGCUCCUUCUGAGCGGGAUGAUUGGGCCAAAGCAAUGGGAUCACCCGAUGGAUGCCUUCCGCCAGCUCGCAGACCUCUCUGGGUUCGGCUUCGCUGCCAAGCGCAUUGCAUUUGAAGGUUGUAUCAACGAGAAGGCUUACAAGUGCAUCGUAUCAUUCCCAGGCAAGUACAGUGAGCUGUGGGACAGAGCCGUGUCUUCAGUAAAGUCCCAGUCCAGGACGCCAGGGAAGGAACAUUGGUCUUUGGCAUGCGUUUUCUUGACUGACACCGCCUCAGGUCUUGGACAGCAUGCCGAAAACCCGGAAACGCCGGGGAAAUGCUGGUGCCAAAGCCUGUACGGCUGUGUUCCAGCCUCCACAUAUCUCAGUGUUGUGGAGGUAGAUCCAGAUCGAAUCGACAGCUCGGGCAACCGAGACAUGCUUGCUUUCAAGCGACGUGAUGCCGAAGCCAUGGGCCAAUUAUUGGUAGUAAAAAGCGAGCAAUCUGACAUCGAAUGGGAGAGGGAGCUCGAAAAGGCGGUGCAAAAUGCAGAGAAGCUUUGCUUCGAAAAAGCAGGGCGGGCACCUUGGGGCUGCCAGUGGUUCCAGGAGUGGAAGCAGAACGUGGAGCGUGCAAACGAGCUGAAGCAGGAGCUGCAUGUCUUCUAUUUUGCAGGCCGGAAGGGCCAAGGGAAAAUGCCAUGGGAGAAGCUGUCGGAUGACACUGCCAAGGAGAAAGCUCGGCAGAACAGCGGCCUAGGCGCCUCUCAGACCGCAGAAGUGGCGUAUCUGGAGAAGAUGGGCCUCAGGUACGUGGAGCAUGACAUCAAGGACUUCAAGGCAUUCAUCGACGCGGCGAGGUCCGGCGACGAGUCUGCGCGCCACGUCCUACGCGUUGCCAGGUCGGGGAAGUCGGACGACAGGUUUCUGCCUGACUUCGCCAUGCAGCCCACGCCCUCGAUAUCGCGCCCGCAGAGCGUGCCUGCGCCCACAGGUGUGAACUUGCUAAUGUCGCUGAAGCUUCCCGGGCAAGUGUACGAUGAGGGCAACUUCUUUCCCAAGGAUGAAUCUUCCGACGACGAGUCGCACGACUUGCCACCGUGGGAUGCGGAGCUCACGAAGCGGCCCAAAAAGGCAACCGCCGUGAUGGACAUGAAGGAGCGCAUGCGCCAGAUGUUCAAGGGCACGGCGAGAAAUAAGGAUCUCUACAGAGAUGGAGGCUGGUGCAGCAUGAUCGCAGGCCACGACUACUUCGAGACCGUCGUCUAUUGCUUCAUCAUCGCCAACGUGGUCUGGCUUGGGAUUGAUGCCAUGGUGAACCCUGAGGACCUGCUUAUCAAUGCACCUGCGUGGAUCAUCGUGGUGGAGAAUGUGUUUUGCAUCUUCUUUGUCGGCGAGCUGAUCGUACGUUUCGGCGCCUACAAAUCGAUGUGGGAUGCCGUGAGGGACCCCUGGAUUGUCAUCGACUCGGUGCUUGUUCUUGGGAUGAUGCUCGAGACCUGGAUCUUCUUCGUGAUCCUCCAGUUCGCGGAAGUGGACUUCACCCUCAUCGACCAGUCGUCACUGCGUUUGCUCAGGGUUCUGCGCGUGUCGCGCGUGGCACGGAUCGUUCGCAUCCUGCGCGCGCUGCCGGAGCUUCUCAUCCUUGUCAAGGCGCUGGGUGUGGCGACGCGGUCAGUGUUCUUCACCUUCUGUCUCCUGCUGCUCGUGAUCUACCUCUUCGCCCUGGCCUGCUUUCUCAUUGGCAAGGAGACCCCUUCUGGCGAGAAGUACUUCAACACCCUGGGCCAGUCGAUGUUCACGCUCUUCUUCUACGGGCUCUUCGGCUUCGAGCUUCCAUUCAUAGCCGAAGCCACUUUUAAUGACAACGUUGCCUUGGGCGUGGUCUUCUGCGCCUACCUGGUCUGCGCGCCGCUGACGAUGAUGAACUUGCUGGUGGCCGUGCUGGUCGAAGUGGUGGGUGUCCUGGCGACGGCUGAGCAGGAAAUGGUCAACACCAAGUAUGAGCAGGACCAGAUGACGCUCGCGCUUUCCGAGCUGGAUGAGAACGGAGAUGAGUACAUUUCCUUGGAGGAGUUCGGCAAGCUGAUGGACAAGAGAAAUGCCCUCCUUGCGAUGCGUGAAUUGGGAGUCGACAUACUGGCCAUCAUUGAAGCGCCGGAGCUGAUUUUCGGUCAGGCUCAGAGCCUGAGCUUCGCGGAGUUCACGGAGACAGCUCUUGCCCUGCGCGACGGCAACACGGCCACUGUCCGAGACAUUAACCAGCUGGCCAAGCGCAUGAUCCAAGAGCUCCGUGGCACCAUGGGACAGCUGAACUCGAAGAUCAAAGAGAAGACCGGAAGCAAAGACAAAGUGAACCUGAAUCGCUUUCGCGUGUCAGGGAAGCGGUGA
This is a messenger RNA of Symbiodinium natans, 3309 nucleotides long. The record is from the annotation of a GenBank genome assembly. NCBI's taxonomy places the organism in Eukaryota, Dinophyceae, Suessiales, Symbiodiniaceae.